Molecule: messenger RNA, 4284 nt
Organism: Rhodotorula toruloides NP11
Lineage: Eukaryota; Fungi; Basidiomycota; Microbotryomycetes; Sporidiobolales; Sporidiobolaceae
Product: mitogen-activated protein kinase kinase kinase
Exons: 7
Coding region: 1-4284 (1427 amino acids)
Biological process (GO): protein phosphorylation
Molecular function (GO): ATP binding; protein kinase activity
Source: RefSeq, a predicted model, not a curated record
AUGCCCUCGCGACCGCCGCCGUCCGCCUCGCAGGCCUCGCUCGCAAAGGCUCACGCAAAGAGUGCCCGCGAGUCCUCCCUGGCCGCGUCGCACGCCAUCUCGCGCAGGAGGGCGACGGGCAGGUCGUUCAUCGGCAUCAGCAGGGGUGGAGAUGGCGGUCCAGUCCAUGGCGCGAUGUACGACGCAGAGGACGACCCAGAUAGGUUGUACUACUCGCGCGGACUCGGCAGGCUCGACAGCGACGAGGACUCGGCGGACGAGGACAGCGACGUCCUCGGCGAGGGCGAUCUCGGAUGGGUGCUGAGCGAGGACGAGCACGACGACGGCGAGGGCGACGACGACGAGCAGUCCGGCCGGGCAGGACCCUCCGAACUGUCGACCUACCGACGACCAUCCGUCUCGUACAACCUGAUGCCCGGUCAAGGCCACACCCUCUCGAGCGAGGAGACACCCUCCGAAGUCGAGGACGACUCGCCAGAGGUCAAAGCGCGCUUCGAAUGGCAGCACAUGCUCAAUAACGUUCUCUCGGGCAAUGUCCUCAAGAGUGAGAAGACACGGUUAUCGACCGCCUCGCUGUCCGGCACCAAGUCGCUCAAGAACGGCUUCGUUGACGGCUUCUCUAGCGGGAGGAGGCAGCGCGCAUAUGCGAUAUGGCUGCUGUUGCGGGCAAAAGUGCGAGGGCGGACAGCGGAUGAGGAGUCGCGCUUUCUCGAAGAGGCGCGGUCCAAGGUCGACGACGUGCUGGAGGAGGUCUCGAAGUUCCGGGUGACGGACCUCCAGCAGGAGGAAGGAGGAAUCGAGAUCGACUCGACCAUUCGGCAACGAAACGCGGCGGAUCAGGUCGGUAGUCUGCUUAAGCGGGUCGACUGGUGCGAGACGCUGUAUCCCUCGAGGAAGGCGCUGUCGCUGGAGAAGGAGGGCUUCACGUCGGACGAGGUUGUCCAGCGCCUCGAUGCGUUGCGGACAUGGCAGCAGAUCACUCGGCGAUUGAAGGUGACGGUCGGGAUCUUGCAGAAGUGGACUGGAGGUGACUGGGAGAAGCUCAGCCAGCUGGCGUUCUCUGGGGACGACGGCAAGACGCCGACUGGUCAGCCGGGACAGUCUGGCACGGUGACGCCAAACGGCGCAGGUCCGAACGGCCCUCCAGCGGCCGACCGCGGCUUCGUCGCCGUCAUCGUGCGCGAGGACAGUCUCGCCAAGACGUUCGAGAAGCGCAUCUUGACCGACCUCUUCUCGCUCGUCGAUACCGCCAAGGCCGCCGUCAUCGACCUCCAGCCCCUCUUCGCCGAGAUGAACCUGCCCGGCUUCACCGACGACCUCUUCCGACUCGCCAUCUUCCCCUCCCGUCUUGCACAAGAAGCGCUCCGAACCACCCUCGACUCCGUCUCCAACAUCCACGACCCCUCCGUCAUCCUCAUCGACCAGCUCACGAACGACCUUCGCAAGGGUCUCGAGGUCGCGUGUCAGAUCAAGCGACAAUACACCGAGCUUGCGACGCCUGAACCCGUCACGGGCUGGGCUCUUCCCGAGCGAGUCGACGGGUACGAGGAGACGCUCCUUGCGACGCUUCGGUUCUUCUUCAAGCUCCUUCACUGGAAGCUGAAGAGCCCGAGCAAGGCGAUCUACUUCAAAGAGACCGAGAUCGUCGAGAACGAGUGGGGCUUUUUGUCGACCGUGACCGAGGAGAUUGACGGCGGAGACUUGCUUGUGGGCGAGCACUUCAGCACCCUCACCCAUCGCCUUCUCGUCCGCGUCAUGAGCUACUUCGAGACGCAGCUCCAGGUGCUCGAGACGCGCGACAUGACGGCUCAGGAGACCUCGCGGUGGUUCAGCCAGACGCUCGACAACGUCCGCGCACGGCAUCGCAAGCUUUUGCGAUUCGGCAGGAGCAUGCUCCUCCGGUUCGAGAACGCAGCCGAGUACUCGCUCGACGGGAUCGACCUUGGCACCUUCAUCGAGUCGCUGGUCGACUCCGAUCACUUCCUCGUUUACACCGACGUCUACGAAGCCGAAGCAACAUACAUUGUCGCCGAUCCUUCCCUGCACGAGCACCCCGAGCUCGUGCGACAAAUUCUCGUCCGCUGCUUCUCGAACGAGACGCAGAACGACGCGCCCGAGCACCCCGAGCACCCGAUGCACUACGUCCUCCUCCUCUCGCCUCGCGACCCGUUCGUCUGGACCGGCCGCGUCAUGGAUCUCAACUUGGGCGGCAAGGUCGAUUACGAUCUCCGAGAACGCCGCGUCCGACUGGUUUCGGAUGGUCCCGCUGCCCGCCUCGCACGCUCGAAGCAGACCUUCCUCGACCUCUUCCCCGCCUUCAAGCGCAACACCGUCGUCGAGCACAAGGCGCAUCUUGCGAGCGUCAAUCGCGAGACGCGCAAGAUUAGCCGAGCGAUCUAUCGACUCGCCGAGACCGUCUUGGGCGCAUACGAGCGCGUCAAAGCCGUCUCGCAGCGACGACCGGGCCAGGCGCAGGAACUUCUCGGCUCGUACUUCACCUUCGCCGCCGACCUCGGCACGCGCAGUCUGCGGUACAUUGAGCCCGCCCUGCGCAGCAGGUUCCUCCUCGUCCUCAUGAAGUUCUCGAUCAAGUGGGUUGCGUUCAUCUGCGACGACUGCGUGCCGACCGACCCUCGAACGUUCAAGUGGGCCGUCGCUGCGCUCGAAUUCGCCAUGAGCAUGACGAAGAACGACAACAUCCUCCAGUUCAGCGAGGGCGAGUUCGCCUUGCUCCGCUCAAAGGUUGCGAGCUGCAUGACGCUCCUCAUCUCCCACUUCGACAUCCUCGGCGCGAGGUCGAGCUACGAGGCGAAAAAGGAGCAGGAGCGCAUCGACGCAGCGCGAUUGGCGACGAAAGAGCAGCUGGCAGCGCGGCUUGCGGCGCUCAGGGCAACGCGGCAGCAGGGCGAGGACGAGGACAGCCAGUCGAGCGUCGGCUCGCUUGCGAUGGCGUGGGAGCAGCGCAUGGAGGCGUUGAAGGCGGUCGAGGACUCGCGGCGGGCAGUCGAGGCGGGCAACCGAGCGGUUGGACGCGUCCUCGACCACAACCUCGCCGAAGACCGCUCUCUCGCCUUCCUCGCCUCAUCGUCUCUCUCGAACAUCUCGCUCCGCUGGCAGCAAGGCAAGUUCAUCGGCGGAGGCACGUUCGGCAACGUCUACCUCGCUGUCAACCUCGACUCGGGCGAGGAGCUCGCCGUCAAGGAGAUCCGCUUCCAGGAUUUGCAGUCGGCUCCUCACCUCGUCAAGACGAUCCGCGACGAGAUGAAGGUCAUGGAGAUGCUGCGACACGACAACAUCGUCCAGUACUACGGCAUCGAAGUCCACCGCGACAAGGUCUACAUCUUCGAGGAGUACUGCCCCGGCGGCAGUCUCGCGAACCUCCUCGAGCACGGCCGCAUCGAGGACGAGAUCAUCAUCCAGAUCUACGCCUUGCAGAUGCUCUCCGGCCUCGUCUACCUGCACUCCCAAAACGUCGUGCAUCGCGACAUCAAGCCCGACAACAUUCUCCUCGACGGGAACGGCACCAUCAAGUUCGUCGACUUUGGCGCGGCCAAGGUCCUCGCGAAGAACCAGAAGACGCUCGCCUCUCGGUCCCGCAUCGGCGCGCCCGUCGCUCUCGACCCCGCAGCGGCCCCGGCGGACGCCAACUCGCUCACAGGGACACCCAUGUACCUGUCGCCCGAAACGGUCAAGGGCGAGCGGAGGGGAAAGAAGGGCGCGAUGGACGUCUGGGCCGUCGGCUGCGUCAUCCUCGAGUGCGCGACUGGCAGGCGCCCGUGGAGCAACCUCGACAACGAGUGGGCCAUCAUGUUCCACAUUGGCAUCGCUGUCCAGCACCCGCCUCUUCCCGAGCCGCAUCAGUUGUCGGAGCUCGGCAUCGACUUUAUCCGCCAGUGCCUCACCAUCGACCCGGACAAGCGUCCAUCGGCGGAGGAGCUGAUGGUCCACCCGUGGAUCCAGGAGGCGACUGAGCAGAUCCAGGCAGCCUACGAGGAGGAGUCGGGCCCGACGAGCAGCUUCCGCAGCAGCGGUAGCUCGGGCGCGUACUCGAUCACGCCGUCGUCGUAUGGGCCGGAAGGCGAGUCGGGACAGCCUGGAGCGCCGGGCGUGAUCCUCGAGGAGCCGGAGGAGAAUGACCGGGAGGAAUACGAUGAGGACCAGGGUUACGCCGGACCCGAGGAGGGAGGCUACGAUGCGCAGGACGAGGAGGUUGAGGAUGGCGAAUACAGCGAUGACGAGCGUGGACUCGCAGCCUUGCGGGAGGAGGACGAGGAUGAGGACUGA